AUGUCGAGCGAAACGAAUACUACUGCAGGGUCCUCGUCCUUAGCUAACGAAACGUUGUCCGUUACUACUUCCAAUGAUAACUCAGCUUUAGUGCAGGAAGAUUCCGCAGAAAAGCAAGCUCGCAAGAAACAAAAUCGACAAAACUGGAAAAGCCCAUCUAAGGGCGAUGGUAAAGACAUCAAAGCAAACAAACCUAUUGUUAUUUCCGAUGAUAAUA
This is a messenger RNA of Racocetra persica, 217 nucleotides long. The record is from the annotation of a GenBank genome assembly. NCBI's taxonomy places the organism in Eukaryota, Fungi, Glomeromycota, Glomeromycetes, Diversisporales, Gigasporaceae.